AUGUCCAAAAUCAUCACCAUCGUCGGCGCCACCGGCACGCAAGGCAGUUCAGUAGUAUCCGCCCUGCUGGACAACGGUACGCCAACCUACAGCAUCCGCGCCGUAACGCGCAACCCACAAAGUGCCGCUGCGAAAUCCCUCUCGGCAAAAGGAAUCACAGUAGUCAAGGCCGACCUCAACGACAUAACCUCCCUUCACACCGCGUUCGCAGGCACACACGCCAUCUUCGCCGUAACGAAUUUCUUCGAGGCCCUGCCAACGCUCGGAUUUGCCGGCGCAAUGGAAAUCGAAACGGCGCAGGGCAUAAACCUCGCUAUUGCGGCCGCCGAAACACCGACGCUGGAGCACUACAUCUGGUCAACGCUCCCGAACUCCGCCGCGAAUACCGGGGGGAAGGUCGUGGUCCCGUACUACGAGAGUAAGAACCGCGUUGAUGCUUAUAUACGAUCUUCCCUUCCCGACCUUCUGAAGAAGACGACUUUCCUCUGGCUUGCCUGGUUCGCGGGAAACAUGCUUGUGCCCAUCUACACACCAACGCGCAUUCGAACCCUCGACGGAUCGAAACUGCACGUGCAACUCCUAAGUAUCCCCUCCUCAACGCCCAUCCCACUCCUGGGCGACGAAAAGACCAACGCGGGCCUCUUCGUGCGCGCGAUCCUGGAGCAACCGCACCUUACAAAAUCCGCGAACGGGAAAAUCGUCUCGACGGUCCUCGAGUACAGACAGAUUGCCCAGGUCGUCGAUGCCUUUUCGAACCACCAGGGGAUUCAGACGAGGUGCCUGACGCUGAACAAGGAGGACUAUAGAUCUCUCUGGCCGGUUUGGAGCGAGGUGUUUCAUCUGUCGCAUUUAUAUUUUGAGGUUAUGGGGACAAGGGCAUUUUCGGUUGCUUCAGAAAAGGAGGGAGAGGAAGCGCAGGGGUGGUGCGAGGUUCUUACGAAGGAAGAUCUUGGUGUGGAAGGGUUGGUUGGGGUUGAAGAGGCGUUUGAGCGGAUGGGGGUCUUGGAGUGGAAGUAG
Messenger RNA from Aspergillus calidoustus, 1017 nucleotides. Lineage: Eukaryota; Fungi; Ascomycota; Eurotiomycetes; Eurotiales; Aspergillaceae. The record is from the annotation of a GenBank genome assembly.